AUUGAUAUCGAACCAUUUGAUACAAUCGACGACAUCAGAUGGAAAGUGCACGGUCAACUCGGAAUCCCACCAGAGCAACAGAGGGUCAUCUAUGCCGAAGAACAGCUAGAAGAUGGCCGGACGCUCUCCGACUACAUUAUUUUUCAUGAAGCCACAUUGUCUCUCAUGCCCCGCUUGAGAGGC
Messenger RNA from Paraphaeosphaeria sporulosa, 183 nucleotides. RefSeq lists its product as uncharacterized. The record is from RefSeq and is a predicted model, not a curated record. Gene Ontology annotation, cellular component: nucleus; cytoplasm. The transcript has a single exon. Gene Ontology annotation, molecular function: protein tag activity; ubiquitin protein ligase binding. Gene Ontology annotation, biological process: modification-dependent protein catabolic process; protein ubiquitination. The annotation marks the transcript as partial. NCBI's taxonomy places the organism in Eukaryota, Fungi, Ascomycota, Dothideomycetes, Pleosporales, Didymosphaeriaceae.